Molecule: messenger RNA, 3167 nt
Organism: Mirounga angustirostris (Northern elephant seal)
Lineage: Eukaryota; Metazoa; Chordata; Mammalia; Carnivora; Phocidae
Exons: 4
Coding region: 2967-3167 (66 amino acids)
Source: RefSeq, a predicted model, not a curated record
CUGCUUGGAGAAGCUAAAUGAGGAGAUGGGACGGUCCCAGGGUCUUGGGAUGAAGGGGCUUUGGAGGGGCGAGAUGGAGAGCUAAAUGAGGGAAUUCGGGUCGAGUUUGGUGGGGUCUGUAAGACCCUGGCGGUGGUAAAGGGGACUUUGCAGGCCAGUGACUUGUUGAAGGGUGAGGGGAAGUGAAAGCUAAGAAGCGUGUAGGAGUAGUAAAGGGCUCCAGUAGGUGAGGUGCUGAUGUCUAGGUCACUGAGUCAUUGUGGGGGUCGUGGACACACCAGGGAUUUCCAAAGUGGAACCCUGGUCAUUGACCUUUGAAAAUUGCAGACUAUUAAGAUGUCACAGGUUAGUGUUGGGUGAGCCUGGUGAAAUGGAGAUAUCCUAAGGAAAACAACAGCAGGGUUGGUUAUGUUCAGAAGGAAGGGCCAGAGGCCUGUAAUAUUGUCGCUGGGGGCCUUACCUGAAGGCUCCCAAGCCUGAAGGAGGAGGCCUCAAAUCUGUCCUCCAGGGGCCCUGGUCUCUGCUAGAGAGGAGGGACUUAGAGCCUAAGUUGCAGUCCAGUUGGGGACUGAUAAAGUUAGUGGACAAGGCAUCUCUUGCUGGAGAGCCUCUAGGAUGGGAUGAAAUUGGUGCAAAGUUAGGCUUUGGUUAAGGCAAACAUGGAUAGAUCCCUGGCGGUGACUUUAGUGGGAAAGUGAUUUAGUGGCUGUGUAAAGAGAUUCAUUUGGGUCAGUGAUAUGUGGUGGGUUACUAGCAUUUGAAAUAUACAGGAAUUAAGUGUUCAUUCUUAGACCAGAGAUUUGGACUCUUGUGCACAGAGCACAAAAUGAUGAAUUGGAAGUAGCAGGUAGGAAGGAUGAAUAGUAAAAUAGUUGGGAGGGCAAAAGGAUAUGGGUGGGUAACAGUCAUGUGUGGGUUAAGAACCUUUGACUCUUUGUGGAGAUUCAGCAGUGUGAUCGCCCUGUUAAUUUUGUUUAUUGUCUUGAUACUAGUGAUCUGGGAAAUUUUAGCAAGGAAUUAAUGUUACUGUGAAUAAUGUUUUGGUCACAAGUACAAAUUUAAGAAAGAUAUCCUUACUAACUAUUGAAAAAAGACUCAAGCUAUUGAAGAUAGAGAUGAGUUAAUAAAAGGAGAAGUUAGUUAGACGAUGUAAGGAUGUUUUGAAGGAUGAGGAUUCCACUAACUGGUGGUCUGAAUAAGAAGAGAAAAUUUAAGGCAAAGUUGGGGCAUGGGUAACAUUUCAUAGUUUUAGGACUGAGGAUCUAAUGGUAUUGAACCAUUAUAAUAUUAUUUUGUAAUAACAGUGUUGCAAGUAAGGUGAUAAUAGUUCCACAAGAUAUGGUAGGUAGGUAAGGAGGUCAUUGACUAAAAGAUGAAGGAACAAUUCCACACUGUUCUCUUCUUAGGAGGCAACUUGUAUGUAAUGUGGCUUUUGAGCUCAGGAUCCCUGACCUGGAUUUUUAGAUGACUAGCAUAGGUGAAAAAGUACUUAUGUACAUUGGAAUUUAUUCUGUGGAAUAUUUGCCCCAUCGCCCCCAGGAGUGUCUGCUUUUGUAAAUCAAAAGAAAAUGCUCUCUGGCUUAUAGGGGAUAGAAAAUACAGAGGUUUCACAAGUAUUAUAAUCAACUAAAUAUUUGAUCAUAGUGACUUGGUAUAGUGGUUAGAGUCCUUGAACUUGGAAUCAGGAAACUGACUCUCCCAUUGACUUAUGGGACUUUGAACCAAUCUUUCAUAUUUAUUGUCCAGUUUCCCCGUUUAUGAAGUCGUGGUACCACUGCCCUGACCACUCAUAACCCAUUGCAGCGCUUAACAAAUGAAUGCCUAUCUGCAAAGUGCUUUGAACACUUCUGAGAAUGAGAGAUGAUGUAGCCAAACUUUUUUCUCGCUUUUAAAAGAUUACUCUCUCUCAGGAACAGAACAAAUUCAGCCUUUGUAACAAUUAUGGCAGCAUAGUUGAUCAAGAAACAAAAAGGAGUACCUUAUACAUCUGUCUUGUUCGAUCGUCUGAGUAUUGGUUUUCUACUAAUUUUGAAAGGUGAUACCUUGUCCCCAUUUAGUAGUGAUGACAAUUGUGGAAUGUAAGAAAAGGUCCCCAUGGAAGAGUAGGAAAUUCACAGCACAUGCUGUGAAUGCUCACCUAGGCUGAUGCCCACCCUAAAUUUGAGUGACCUUGGACGUGUUACGUGGCUUCAUGGUGGCUUAAAUUUCUUCCAACUAUGAAGUAAUGUUGGUGGCAUAACUUAACUUGUCUGUCUGCCUUGGUGACUAUGAUGUUAGAAUCUAUAGGAACUUUAUUUGUUCGAGAACAACUUUAUUUGUUCGAGAACAACUUUAUUUGUUCUUAACCUCCUAUGUCCUACAUACCCCUUUGGCCAACUAAUGAAGCGUAGGACCUCUUUCAAGAAUUGUGUUUUUGAAAUGCAUAAAAUAGAACAUAUAGACUUAGAAGUGACAGGGAAACAGCAAAAUGUUAAACAAUUAUGAUACAGUAAUUUAUAUGCUUCUUUCUAACACAUUAAAUAAUAAAGUGUAGCUGCAGAUCUCACCUUACUGUGAUUUUGAAGUAGGGAUGGGUGUAAAUAUUGUGUUGGGAUAUCUGCAACAAGUGUAAUGCCACGGGAAAGUGUCCUGUGGUUCGUCUUGGUGACAGUCACGGGAUUGCUAAUACUACCUACCGCUGGUUGUUCCCUCCCUUCACAAUUGACGGCAGUGCUAACUUUUGCUAGAGGACUGAAUGUGGGGCUAGCUGGUGUCACUCCACUUUGACCUAAAAAUCCCCUUCUGUUUGGGAGGCAGAGAUCAUUCUUGGAAAGUUCUUCUGUGUCCCAAUGUAGAAGAGAGAGCAGAGUGGACAUCUCGAAAGGUGAGGGCACCUUUGAGAACGGGGUUCCGGGACUCCUCCAACUCCUCACCUCCAGAAUGAGCACUGCAGUAUCGUGACCCUUGGGGUUUGGUGUGCCCUGGAGAUGCGAGAUUUUCCUUUGGCAGCAGGAGGCACACCCCCGGAGAAUGCUGGAGCUGCAAGGGGAAAGGACCCACUUCCACAGCGGAGAAAAACAAAGAGGAAAAGGGCGUACGGGGGGCCAGCGCUGAGGGACGCACCCAGCCAGCAGCGGGCCGCCACCGCCCUCAGCAGCUGUGUCUGCUGCCCGAGAGGAACUCGGUGA